Molecule: messenger RNA, 1770 nt
Organism: Parnassius apollo (apollo)
Lineage: Eukaryota; Metazoa; Arthropoda; Insecta; Lepidoptera; Papilionidae
Source: the annotation of a GenBank genome assembly
AUGGGCAGACGGACAGUCAGACAGACGGGCAGACGGACAGUCAAACAGACGGACAGUCAGACAGACGGGCAGAAGGACAGUCAUACAGACGGACAGAUGGACAGUCAGACAGACGGGCAGACGGACAGUCAGACAGACGGGCAGACGGACAGUCAGACAGAAGGACAGACGGACAGUCAGACAGACGGACAGUCAGACAGACGGGCAGACGUACAGUCUGACAGACGGAUAGUCAGACAGAUGGACAGACGGACAGUUAGACAGAUCAGUACAGUCAGACAGACGGGCAUACGGAUAUUCAGACAGACGGACAGUCAGACAGACGGACAGACGGACAGUCAGAAAGACGGACAGUCAGACAGAAGGACAGACGGACAGUCAGACAGACGGGCAGACGUACAGUCUGACAGACGGGUAGUCAGACAGACGGGCAGACGGACUGUAAGACAGACGGGCAGAUGGACAGUCAUACCGACGGACAGACGGACAGUCAGACAGACGGACAGACGGACAGUCAGACAGACGGACAGACGGACAGUCAAACAGACGGGCAGACGGACAGUCAGUCAGACGGACAGACUGACAGUCAGACAGACGGGCAGACGGACAGUCAGACAGACGAGCAGACGGACAGUCAGAAAGACGGGCAGUCAGACAGACGGGCAGACGGACAGUCAUACAGACGGACAAACGGACAGUCAGACAGACGGACAGACGGACAGUCAGACAGACGGGCAGACGGACAGUCAAACAGACGGACAUACGGACAGUCGGACAGACGGACAGUCAGACAGACGGGCAGACGUACAGUCUGACAGACGGAUAGUCAGACAGAUGGACAGACGGACAGUUAGACAGACGGACAGUCAGACAGACGGGCAUACGGAUAGUCAGACAGACGGACAGUCAGACAGACGGACAGACGGACAGUCAGAAAGACGGACAGUCAGACAGAUGGACAGACGGACAGUUAGACAGACGGACAGUCAGACAGACGGGCAUACGGAUAGUCAGACAGACGGACAGUCAGACAGACGGACAGACGGACAGUCAGAAAGACGGACAGUCAGACAGACGGGCAGACGGACAGUCAGAAAGACGGACAGUCAGACAGACGGGCAGACGGACAGUCAGACAGACGGACAGACGGACAGUCAGACAGACGGACAGACGGACAGUCAGACAGACGGACAGUCAGACAGACGGGCAGUCAGACAGACGGGCAGAAGGACAGUCAUACAGACGGACAGACGGACAGUCAUACAGACGGGCAGACGGACAGUCAGACAGAUGGGUAGACGGACAGUCAGACAGACGGACAGACGGACAGUCAGACAGAUGGGUAGACGGACAGUCAGACAGACAGGCAGACGGACAGUCAGACAGACGGACAGUCAGACAGACGGGCAGAAGGACAGUCGUACAGACGGACAGACGGACAGUCAGACAGACGGGCAGACGGACAGUCAGACAGACGGGCAGACGGACAGUCAGACAGAAGGACAGACGGACAGUCAGACAGACGGACAGUCAGACAGACGGGCAGACGUACAGUCUGACAGACGGAUAGUCAGACAGAUGGACGGACGGACAGUUAGACAGACGGACAGUCAGACAGACGGGCAUACGGAUAUUCAGACUGACGGACAGUCAGACAGACGGACAGACGGACAGUCAGAAAGACGGACAGUCAGACAGAAGGACAGACGGACAGUCAGACAGACGGACAGUCAGACAGACGGGCAGACGUACAGUCUGACAGACGGGUAG